Messenger RNA from Oncorhynchus tshawytscha (Chinook salmon), 10066 nucleotides. RefSeq names its product BTB (POZ) domain containing 7 (gene btbd7). Gene Ontology annotation, molecular function: protein binding. Gene Ontology annotation, biological process: morphogenesis of a branching epithelium. NCBI's taxonomy places the organism in Eukaryota, Metazoa, Chordata, Actinopteri, Salmoniformes, Salmonidae. Bases 598 to 3876 code for a protein of 1092 amino acids. The transcript has 11 exons. The record is from RefSeq and is a predicted model, not a curated record.
UGCCUAACCAGAAUGUGCAACACUGGAGUUUUCCAUUUGGCCACAGCUACCAUUGACUCUGUGCCUCGGCUACACGUCCACAAACCAAACAAUCAGCAAAGUGUCGUGCAGUUGACACCAACCAGGGUCAGUGUACCUUUUGGCCAAUGGAUUUUGCAGUAUAACGUGGAACCUGACACUCCAAAGCGGAGUAGCCCACUGUUAGCAAAAAGAUAAGUCUAGUUUACCCAUUUUAAACAGUGGAAAACGGAAUACCAGAAACCAACGCUCCACAGUUGACACUCGAGUGCGCGAGGACUACAUUUAUGUUUUUGGGUUGUGUUGCUUUAGCUAGCUAAACUUGCACACCACCGUGGGGACAGUUGGCUAAAGUAGCAACCCAAACGAAUACUCUACGAAGUCAAAUCAUACCGUACGAGGACGAGGGCUGCAAAAUCAUACUUGACCCUAUGAGGGAUGGCUGGUAAAGCUAGACUCCAUGAAGUCCUAGCUCUGAGUCUGUCCAGGCUCUGAGUGGAGGCACUUUCGCUCUGGCAGAAUGAGACUGCAAGGGUGGCCCCAGCGGUCCAUGUGAAGAAGAAGUGGAAGAAGGAGAGGAUGGGUGUCAAUGCCUCCAGCUAUCCCCAUUCGUGCUCACCCCGAUUUGGUAGCAACUCACAGAGCCAGCAGACGUUUAUAGGGACAUCCUCUUAUGGCUCCCAGGGCUAUGGAGGAGAGGGGAAGCUCUACAGCCUGGAGUCUGGCCCCGAGAAGCCCCAGGACAAGAAGAAGAAGAGCUCGGGCCUAGCCACUCUCAGGAGGAGAUUCAUCAAGCGCCGCAAGUCCAGCCGCUCGGCCGACCACGUGCGACAGAUGCGCGAGCUCCUCUCAUGUUGGGAUGUGCGUGACGCAAAUGCCCUGGUUGAGGAAUACGAGGGCACAGCAGCUCUCAAGGAGCUGAACCUGCAGGCGGGACUGGCGCGGGCUGAGGCCCGGAGCCUGCAGCGCGACCUGGCCGCCCUCUACCAGCACAAGUACUGCACGGACGUGGACCUCAUCUUCCAGGAUUCCUGCUUCCCUGCGCACCGUGCUGUGCUGGCUGCCCGCUGCCCCUUCUUCAAGACGCUGCUGUCGUCGUCGCCAGGCUACGGUGCUGAGGUGCUCCUGGACGUGGGCACAGCAGGCAUGGACGCGGCCAUGUUCUCGGCACUGCUGCACUACCUGUACACGGGCGAGCUGGGCCCAGAGGUGGAUGCGCGGCUGCGGAACAUGGACGUGCUGGUGCGCCUGAGCGAAGAGUUUGGCACACCCAGCUCACUGGAGGAGGACAUGCAUGGCCUUUGCGAGCACAUGUGCUUCUACGACUCACUGCUCAGCUUCUCAUCUGACUCGGAGCUGGUGGAGGUCUUCAGUGCCGGGCCUGCUGUUGGGGUAGCAGCUGGGGGAGGAGGUGUAGGAGGAGGACCGGUCACCCAAGGAACCGCGGACGAAGAGCUGCGCGCCCACAAAGCGGUCCUCUCGGCCCGCUCUCCUUUCUUCCGGAACCUCCUGCAGCGGCGCAUCCGCACCGGCGAGGAGAUCACAGAGCGCGCUCUGCAGACGCCCACACGCAUCAUCCUGGAUGAGUCCAUCAUCCCCAAGAAAUAUGCCCGUGUCAUCUUGCACUGCAUGUACACGGACGCUGUGGAGCUAGCACUGGUGCUGAGGGGAAGCCCCUCAGCGGGGAGUCUGGGGGAGGUGCAGGCCCUGGUGGCCGGAGGCAGGGGGGUUGCCAGUCGUGCUGAGGAGGCAAUGGAGCUCUACCACAUUGCCCUCUUCUUGGAGUUCAGCAUGUUGGCCCAAGGUUGCGAGGACAUUGUGGUGGAGAGCAUCUCUCUGGACACGGUGGUGCCCAUCCUGAAGUGGAGCUCGCAGCCCUACGGCUCAAAGUGGGUCCACCGGCAGGCCAUGCACUUCCUGUGUGAGGAGUUCAGCCAGGUCAUGACCUCUGACGUGCUCUACGAACUGGGCAAGGAACACCUGGUGGCUGCCAUCCAGUCAGACUAUUUGCAGGCCAGCGAGCAGGACAUCCUCAAGUACCUCAUCAAGUGGGGAGAGCACCAGCUUAUCAAGAGGAUGGCCGACCGAGAGCCCAACCUCCUAAGUGGCACGGCCCACAGCGUGAACAAGCGGGGGGUGAAGAGGAGAGACCUGGACCUGGAGGAGCUCAAGGAGAUCCUGUCCCCUCUGCUGCCCUACGUCCGCACCGAACACAUACUGCCCCCCCACAGCGAGGUCCUCUCUGACACAAUGAAGAGGGGUCUGAUCAGCACCCCUCCCUCAGACAUGCUGCCCACGUUGGAGGGUGGAAAGGCCAACUCUUGGCUGAGGCAAAAGAGUGCCGGCAUCUACGUGCGACCUCGCCUCUUCUCGCCCUACGUGGAGGAGGCCAAGUCUGUGCUGGAUGAGAUAAUGGUGGAGCAGACAGACCUGGUGCGCCUGCGCAUGGUCCGCAUGUCCAACGUGCCCGACACCCUUUACAUGGUCAACAAUGCUGUGCCCCAGUGCUGUCACAUCAUCAACCACCAGCAAAUCGGUGGCAGCCAGACGACCCCACCCUCAGUGGUGGCCAAUGAGAUACCAGUUCCCAGGCUGGCCGUGGUGAAGGAGAUGAUCCGGAGGCUGCAGGACCUGCGUCACACGGACCAGGUACAGCGUGCGUACGCCCUAAACUGCGGCGAAGGUGCCACGGUUAGCUAUGAGCUGCAGAUCCGCGUGCUCCGCGAGUUCGGCCUGCCGGACGCCGCCGCAGAACUGCUGCAGAACCCUCACAAGUUCUUCCCGGAGGAGCGCUUUGGCGACGAGAGCCCCGUCCUAGCGCUGCGCCAGCCGUCGGGUGGCAGCCGUAGUGGAGGGCGUUGCCGGGUCAACAGCAGCCCAGUUGUGGAGAGCAUGUUCACCGAUCUGGAGGCCAUGGCGGGCUUCCACCCACCGCUGCCCCCUCCCCCGCCGCCUUAUCACCCACCGGCCACGCCCACUCACAAUGCCCAGCUCAAAGCCAGUGGGUGGAGGCCUGGCCGUGCCCCCAGCCAGCCCCCGUCACGCUCUUUCUCCUACCCCUGCAACCACAGUCUGCUCCACCACACAGCGAGCUCCUCCUCCAAGCAUGGCAGCCCCGCCUACCCACCGGCGGCCAAGCCCCUGCCGCCAGACUGCACCAAUCGCCAGGGCGGGGGGGUACGCACCCAGCAUCAGGAUAAACAAGGGAACGUGGCGCCGGUCAUUAACGAGUUCAUGCCGGACAUUGCCAUGGGCGUGUCGGCCAUGACCCUGAAGGAGCGUCGCCUGCCCGAGGUCACCAUGGAGGUGGAGCCUCACGAGCCGCACCCUCACCCCUCCACGGCCCCUCCUGCUGUGCCCCACUGCCACCUGGGCCUGAACCGCCACGGUCCGUAUGCCUCCCGCAAGAGGCACGCUGCCGAGCCCAAGCCCGAGGCCCAGGCGUCGGAGUAUCCUGACUUGUACGAGUUUCCCGGGCGCCACGUGAGCUCCUUCGCCGGGCCGGACCUCUACAGUCACAGUCGAGUUCCUUCGGGAGGGGGCCUUGUCCCUCCACAGUACUCCCCCGACGAACAGCAGCCAAACCCCUGCCGCGGCCCAGUCGGCACCCCACUCCGCCUGGAUGUUCUGGAGCAACCCCCCCAGAGACUAGAUCUGGCUCUGGCCAUGCAGAGCGGAGGAGUUCAAGCAGCCGGAGCAUCACACAACCCAAGAGGACGCGCCCGAACUGAAACAGACCUCACUUGCGGACUGGGACAGGCGCGGCCCGCAGAACCUUACUCCGAGGAGGUGGUGGGGGCCAGGGACCGCAGGUCGCCCAACAAACCUGAGUACCCUUACAGGAAGUCUGCACUCUGACCCUCCGCAACUAAGACUGUCAGAGGCCUCGGGAAAAGGCAAGAGCGCUAAAGGACGGUUCGCUAUAGGGGGAUUUGGGGUUGAUGGCUUAGCAUCAGUGGUUGGCAGUGUCUCCAGUGACAGAGUGGUCAUACUCGCGCUCAGUUCAGGGCAAAGGCACUAAGCACACAUAGUAGUAGUCCCCCCCCUCCCCCGGCGAGCCCCAGGUGCUGCACCAACUAACGAGAUACGGUGGUCACAGUGCCUUCAGCACAGAGCCAUGGUGGGGGAUGAGGAGGAAAGGCUUGGUUUGGUUGAGAAUUAUUUGUCCAAAUAGAUUAGUCUCAUGAAUUAACAUAAUGGGUCCUAGCCCUUCCCAUCUCCCAGAUUGGAUCCACGCUCAACUGCUUAUCCUCCAAUCACCUUUAUUCUUCUCAAAAUGAGUCUUGACUGGUCAUCGAACUUGAAUAAAUCCUUCCCUUUCCGCCCAGUGUUUUGGAUUUUGACAACGCACAGUCAUCGUUUCAUUUCCAUUAUACUAAUUUCCUGCAUCAGGAUGAGGGUACUGUAGAGUUAUAUAUUUAUAUUUGUGUCCCGGUAUGCUUUCCUUAGAAAUACAUUGAAAAAUGCCCAGGCAAUGAGUUGCAAACUCAUUUCAGCAACCUGCCCAUUACAAAUAGCUCCUCCUUUUGAAAAAGGUGGAAUUGCAGUAAUAACACUUGUAAUCCUUUAUGACCCACGGGCUGUGUGUCAGGAUGGGCAAUAUAAGAUUUGAGCAAGAGCACAAAGAGGAGAAGAGAAACACAAAUGAAAUCUUCCUACUACUACCAAUGUGGCUACAAGGCAGGAAUAAUAAUUGCAUAGCUGCUUUUAUUAGAAGUGACUCUAGAAGUCAUCCACUUUGCAUACCCAUAGUUAAUGUGAGUGGUAGCCACUGCUCAGCGCUAUCUCUUGGUCCUCUCCCAACACUUACACUUUGCAGAUGUCCUUUUUACCUUAACCUCACUGUAAUAUUCAAUAGCCUGAGUGCUGGGCACUGUAAGUCGUUUGAACCCGGGCUAGUAUUCCAAACCACGUUUCCCACUUUAUUGAUCUAUUACUGUCGAUUGGCCAGAAUGUGCAUAUACACCUGGUUUCCGGGGUCUAAAUUCAACCUCAAUAAUUAAAACGGGAUAGCAACAGCAAAUCAAGAACUGAAGUAGAAUAUCCCUGCCUUAACCCAACAGCAAUUUGUGGAGAUUUAUCAAGAUGCAGGCCCCAUGACUGUGCCCCUCUGCCUUUUCAUGGCCGGCGGCCAUCUUGGAUAAACUUCAACCAAACCAAAGCCCAGUUCCUCAAUCCAAUGACUCCCUGUCUCCCUCCAUGGCGAUCUGAACAAGACUGCUUCGGUCACCAUCCUUACUUUGACGUACUGUACCCAACAACCAACAAUUGUGAUGAUGUCAAUGGAGGUUUGUGGAAGGAUAAUUAAAGCGGGGGGGAAACAGUUAAAUGGUUCCUCUUGAGGAAUUUUUUAUGUCCUGUCCACUGGGCGAAAAGACUUACUCACUAAACCAGCGUAGCUUCAAUUAAAACAUGCUCACUCAUAGGUCCUCCCUUUCAAUUCAGAAUCUCAACACAUUUUCCAUCCCAUUUUUCACUAGCCCCUGUUGCGCCGCAUUGUCAAAAAAUUACAUUGACUUGGGUUCACUGUAAUUAUCUUCCUUCUGUUACCAUCUCCUCGCACACGGAGAAAUUAAAUUGCUGUAUUGUGCCCCUGCUAUACUACCAUUCACACAUUCUCUAAUAUUUUCUUCCGUUUUCCGUUGCGCGCCCUAAUGAACAUGACCUGGCUCUCUGUAUAAUGCUGAUGCCUCAUGUUUGUCUGCGAGGCAGAGACUCACCUCUGAUGGUUAGCAAAUUAUGUUUCUCUCACAGAAAACCUCACACGAAUACCUUUUAUCUCAGCAGUCGAAAUUACUAAUUUCUGUAUGCCCUUUCAGCAUGCGAUGAUUCUCAAGGCAGAAGGUACUGGUACCUGGUUGGUCAACUGCAGGGAGACAGACUAUAGUUACUGUGUAAGGCGUUUGCCUCGUCAGUUUCGUAAGUUGGAUGAAGUCCUCCAGUUGGUUUUGGUGCAUUCAUGCAUGUAUGAAUGGUGGGACAUGGAAUAUUCUUUCUAUCAAUUCAUGAAUGAGGUCUGAUUGGGAAGCAGGUUGGGAUAAGGUUGACUAAGUAUGUUUGCAGGCUUUUUGAUAUGGCUUUUUGUCUCCCCUCGCUUUCGAUGGUGGCGACUUGAAGACUAAUGUAUAUCACCAAGACAUAGGAGAUGAGUAUCAAUUAGAAUUUAUUUUGAUUGUCAGUGGCAUGCUCAGAACCUUCGUUUGGGUCUUGUGUCAAGAGGGUCAAAAGUAGCAUCCAUCAUCUGAUAUGAGUUAUCCCUCGAAUGGCUCUGUUGUUUACUUUUCCAUUGCUCUCUCCUCCACCCCCCUUCUGGGCUCAUUGGCAUUUGAUGGUGCUAUUCCUCAAUCCAAACUUGGGUCCCUUUCUGUUCUUUGUCUUAGCCUGGUCCCAGAUCUGUUUGUGCUCUUGCCUACUCCAUUGUCAAGCUAAAUGUUUGGCAUGACAAUUCCAUAAGGACCUGGUAAAAGAGCAGAAACGGACUUGCAACCAGGCUAUGUCUUGUCUCCCCAGACUUCUUCACUUGCUAUAGACACUCCACAGUACUUUAACCCCAAUCGCUCUCAUUUUAUGCCAAGCAUUCCCUCAUUUGAACCUCUGGAACUCAUGUACUGGAAUGCAAAUUAUUAGAACUGUACAGUAGUGCUAAUAUCUUUGAGAUCUAUCUUGAUGUCUCUGUGGCUGUUUUGCUAAGAUCAUAACCUGCAGAAGAUUGUUUUCCUUGGCUUUUCUGCUAAUCGUUUCGACCUCCCGCUGGUGAGGGCUCACUGCUGACGCUGCUCGAAACUAGAAGGGGUGGUGUGUGUGUGUUCACACGUGUCAGUGGGUGUGUGUUGUUAAUGCUCUGUUCUCCGCCUUAGGGGAUGAGCUCAACAACAACUAAACCAUUGUCCAUAGUGGGCUCUCUCUUACUAAUGACCGUGGACAGUACUGUAGCUAUUAUGGUUGUGGAAGAGGAAGGAUGUCUUGGGUAGUUUGAAUCAUUUCUAUUUUUGGGUGCUGGGUUUUAGUAUGGGUAAGUUUUUUUUCAUAAACAUUUUCGAAGACCUAACUACUCUGUAAUAUGAGACUGUCAGUCUAUAAGGAGGGGAGAGAAAAAAGUGAGCGUGUCAGCGCAGCCCUUUGCAAACAAUGGGCCUGUCACUGUGACUGCUGCAGCAGUGAGCUUAGAAGAGAGUUCGCCCUCUCAGCAACCUCCUCCAGACCCCUCUGUACCUUAGCCUUAUCCUCUCACUUAAUGCCCAGAGUACCCCCACGGAGACAUUUUGCCGCACCGUACUGCAGCCCCUGAGGCCAGAGCCUCCCUUUCCUCCCAGCAGACCGCCAAGGUCAUCCAGACCUGACCUACAGAAGAUGGAGGGAGAGGCGGAGAUGGAGGGAAGGAGAUGGGACAGCCAUGGGAGUGGGACAAAAAUAUGAAAGAUAUGAGAGAACCAUGAGAUGUUAUCUCCCGCUUUUCCCAUUAGCGAAGGGCUCCCCCGGCAGUAACGUAGAGAUAGGAGCUUCAGAUCUAAUAAACACGUUGCCCCCCUCCAAGCAGCAGGAAGGGAAUGCCAGGCCAUGCUCUAUUGGCCCACUUUUCUCCUGGGCUUGUUUUAACCUUAAAGGGAAGGUCUUCACCCCGAGACCCUGUGUGAUAAAGUGAUAACCAACCAGGCACGUUGGAAUCUGAUUCUGCAGCCCCUGAGGAUUGCAGCCGGAGGUCUCUUGAAUCGAAUAACAGUCAAAUAAAAUCUACUGAUGCAGCUUUCCGCAAACUGGCAAAUCCAGGUUUGAGCUAUAUUCGUUAUGUAUUUGGACUCAUUAACUAAUUUCCUAGCCAAAAUAGUUACCCGUUUACUUUACUAAAACUGCACAUGUAUGAGAUGAUUGCUAUGCUAAUAUAGUUAUGAGUUUAUGGCAGUUUGGCAAAUACAGGUGGUAUGAUCUGUUUUCUCUCCCAAUACUAGUGUGAGCACAUUCUCACUGACACAGGUAUGAAUUGAUUUUGUUGGUCAUUCAGGUAUGAGCUCAUCUAUUUUAUUGGAAAAUGCAGAGGUCUCUUUGAAGUGUAGAGAUGACCCCCUGGUCUGCCCUGAACAGUGUCUCAUCUGUGCUGAGGAUGAGGGCUUGACUCCUGGCUUUGGACAGAGUGAGUAGACGAGCAUUACCAAUCCUGCAGUUUGUACGUUCUUUUUGUUGCCUUUCAUGGUUUAGGCUAGAUGACUAAUUCCAUUGUAUUGUAAUAUUGUGUGUUAUACCACAAUGGUUGGACAAACAUGACUGUUGCAAUAAAGAUGAAAGCUGGUAACCCACGGACUGUUAACCCUUUAGAGAACCAAUAUGAUGAUGCAUACCCACUAAUUUGAUUCAGAAUGAUAAGACAUUGACAGCAACUUGUACAGAGGGCCUCACUAUUGCACUAAAAGUAUAAUCUCAUAACAGUAUUGUAUGUUUGUUUUCACUGAUGAGGAGCACUCCUGUAGGUAGAAUGGAGAUGUUCAGUUGAUUGUCCUCUUGGGUAGUUUGAGUUUGGUGAGUGACACAUUUCCCUUCAGUAACCACGUUUCUGAGUAGUCAUACAGUAUUUUUUUUUAAAUACAUCAUGACAGCUGUGAUAGAACGCAGAAGUUGUGGUAAAAUGUUAUAAAUGCUGACAAAUCAUUUUGUUUGACAUGGUGGGAUCUUUUUGUCUGUAAAAUUAAUUAUGCAAGCAAUGGAAGUGGAAAUGCCUUUAUGCGCAAAUAUUGAUAUAAUAACCAUCCUCCCACUAUGACCCGUGAAAGCAUGUAGUUUAUUAGGCUACAGAUUAAAUACAUGAUGAUGAACUUCACAGGGUGUUGAAAGUGCAAGGUGAUGAGCUUGAUGCUCCUUUCCAAUAAAUAUUGAGGGUUUUAUUCUGGUGACAUGAUGAUGAUCGAUGCUUGACUGCCGUUUGACAAAUAAAAAAUGUUGUUGUUAUCCAUAAUAAUCUCAUGUAGACUAACAUACCCGCAAGCUGUUAGCGAGAGCGCUUGAGUCAAGACCAGAGUAGGUACAUUUGCUGUUUAACGCAACGUUUUUUGUGACAAAACUAUCGGUAGAGUUGAAAAUGUGAUGGAAAACCGACAAACUUUAGAUUUUUAUUCGGUACAUAAAAUUUAAGCGAAAAAGUACAUUUUGUGUGCACUGUCAUCAUGCACUGCUUUUUAUCUGCAACAAGUCUGUUUGGUGGAAACUUGCAGAUUUUAGAAUAUUUGCAUGAAAAUCUGUCACCGUUUAUUGUAAACCUAGCUAUUAUCUAUAAAAAAGUACUAUGGUAUGUUACCUUUGCAUUAUGAGUUGACUUUAAUAGACCCUUAAUUACAUGAUCAUGUAAGAUACUGUAUUUAGAGAUGCACUCACACUUUCUCUAGGUUUUCACAAGGACCAGGUUGGGGACUGGGUAUGUAACAGGCUGAUACCGUACUGUGCUGUAGCCAACUCUUCUAUUGUUGUCAAGCCGUAUGUACAUGUUUGGCAAGACAGCGAAUUAACGCGUACUUCGCUAAAGCACAAAAAGAUCUGGACCACCAGGCUAGAUAUAAUAACCCAUUUCCUGCUUUCUGGUUUGCAUUAGGACAUCGGAUAUCAGCGUCAACGGGAGGUUUCUUAAUUUAAGACUGUUCUGUCGGUUCCUCUAGAUUCUCCUUUAGCUCCCCCUCCCUCCCUCUCGUAUGGAGACGAAAGAGUGCCUUCCCUGCCAGUGGCUGGGCAUCCUUAUCUUCGUCCUAUGCAAACAUUUUCUACCAGCCCACUCAACCAGUCUCUUUGUAAUAGUGUAGCCAAUGCUUCAUAUACAUAGUGGUUUCAAAGAGUAUUUUUUUAUUUUAGGUACUUUUGAACAGUCUCUGAAAUGUUGUUUUGUUGUACAUAUACAUUUUUCUAUAUAUAAAACAAAUAUGUCACGAGAAAAAAAGCUUUCUCGUAGACUUAAGGAAUUGUGGAAAGUCUAUUUUUCUACUCUUCUCAGUUGGGAUUGUAACAGUGGUGAACUCAAAUCUGCAAUUUAGGUGACUGACAUCUUCAAAAUAAACAGCUUUGAUAAAAAUUA